Lotus japonicus is the source of this 1080-nucleotide messenger RNA. RefSeq lists its product as uncharacterized. Lineage: Eukaryota; Viridiplantae; Streptophyta; Magnoliopsida; Fabales; Fabaceae. Bases 19 to 972 code for a protein of 317 amino acids. Gene Ontology annotation, molecular function: zinc ion binding. The record is from RefSeq and is a predicted model, not a curated record. The transcript is spliced from 3 exons.
GAAGGACUCAAAUUCUAUAUGACAAAUAGAAUUGUGAAACAGAGAAGUCUGAUGCAAAGGUGGACCACUGGCUUAUGUCCCUCAGUUCAGCAAAAACUGGAAAUAUCUAAGGAUUAUUCUGACAGAUGGACUGCACUUUGGAUUGGGGAUAUUCCAAUGGAUGAAUUUGAAGUGUCAAAGAAUGAACAUAAGUAUGUUGUGAAUCUAGGGCAUGGAACCUGUGCUUGUAGGAGAUGGCAGCUAUCUGGAAUUCCAUGUGCCCAUGCGGUGGCUUGCAUGUGGCAUUGGAACCGUGCACUUGAGGACUAUGUAAACAUUGCAUAUAGGAGAUCCACAUUCUUGGAUACUUACUCAUAUUUGAUCCGAGCCAAUAAUGGGCCAAAGUUAUGGGCUGCUGUCCCAGGUCUUCGCAUUACCCCACCUUAUAUGAGAAGAGAUGUGGGGAGGCCCAAGAAAGCUAGAAGGAAGAACAAUGAUGAGAAGAAGAACCCAAACUCACUAAGAAGGUACAACAAAACUGCGCAAUGCAAGAGAUGUGGAGAAUAUAGGCAUAACAAGAGGACUUGCAAAGGAAAGGCUGCAGCUGACAGGGAAAUUCCUAUUGGAGGAAACCAGACCGACAACAAGAGAUUGCAUCCUGAGAUGAGAAAGAAGAGGAGUGCUGGAGGUAUAAGCAUCAAUGAACCUGGUUCAAGUUCUCAGCAACCAGAGUCCCAACCUGUAACUCAGGACAUGCCUCCACCAACUCAACCUUCCCAAACCCAACCUACUGAAGACAUGCCUCAAACAAGAGGUAAAGCAAAGGGAAAGGCAGUUGCAACUGGCAGUGGCAGUGGUACUGCAGCAAAGAGAAAGAAACUUGCAACUGGAAGUGGUGAUGCAGCAAAGGGAAAGGAACCUGAAACUGGCAGUGGUGAUGCAGCAAAGGGAAAAGCUACUAAGAAGAGGACUUAUAAGGGCACUAAGAAGUGAUAUGUACUUCUUUGGAUAGUUUACAUGUCAUUAUGUUUUGCAUUAGUAUUUUGGUAGUUGUGUUGUAUUAAUGACCAAGGCUUAUGAGCCAUACUUUAUUUUGGACCA